AUGAAGUUUUCAACUGCUACCGCCGUCUGCGGCCUUGCCUUGGGUGUCAUGGCCAUGCCCACGUUUGAAUCUGCCCUCCCAGCCGGUUACACCGAGUACAUCCCAGAAUGGGAAGUCGAACUCUACCGGGGUGGUCCCAUGGUCAAGGCCAGGGGAACCGUGGAAGAAGUCCGCGCCGAGAUGAUCAAGCGAAAUCCCGACUUUGAGACGCACUACCCCAUCAACACAACCGUCAUCGAUGAAGAGUUCGCAGUACUCGACAAGCGCACCGACUUUACCGGCUCUACCCACUACUGCGCCAACAUGGGGCCUGCCAAACUGUCCCGUGUAAAGGAGGGAAUUGCCUACCUGCGAAGUUUAAAAGGGCAGCCAACAAACGGUCCUGGGCCUGGUGCCUGCGGCCGAGUUAGCUGCUCAUGGAACUCGGGCAUCUGGUGGUGCAACAAUGAUACUAAUCCCAAGACGCUCAAUGGCUGGAGUAGCAUCGCCGACGGCGCUUAUUACGUCAUGAUAAUCUGCUCCGGCAACAUGCUGAAGGACACUCUUAGCGGAGAAGCUAUACAUCCUACCAGGUGGUCCGUCCGUGUAGGGGGAGCCAAAUGCUAA
Messenger RNA from Pochonia chlamydosporia 170, 606 nucleotides. RefSeq lists its product as hypothetical. The coding region runs from base 1 to 606 and encodes 201 amino acids. The transcript is spliced from 3 exons. Lineage: Eukaryota; Fungi; Ascomycota; Sordariomycetes; Hypocreales; Clavicipitaceae. The record is from RefSeq and is a predicted model, not a curated record.